Salvia miltiorrhiza (redroot sage) is the source of this 2222-nucleotide messenger RNA. RefSeq lists its product as uncharacterized. The record is from RefSeq and is a predicted model, not a curated record. The transcript has 2 exons. Gene Ontology annotation, biological process: sesquiterpene biosynthetic process. NCBI's taxonomy places the organism in Eukaryota, Viridiplantae, Streptophyta, Magnoliopsida, Lamiales, Lamiaceae. Gene Ontology annotation, molecular function: cyclase activity. Bases 290 to 1981 code for a protein of 563 amino acids.
GGAAUACAGGAAAUACAGCCCCACCUAUCAAUAGGAGAAACAGGAAGAAAACGAAAAUAAAAGCAUCCCACUUUAAACUAUAUUCUUCUUUUUCUUCUCUGGAACUGUACCUCUCCAACCUAAAAUCCCAACCUUCACCGGGAAUUAAUCACAUCCAAAUGCUUCUCUCUUAAUCCGCGCCAAUUUCUCUCCGGUAUCUUAAUUGCCACACUCAAAAAGGGGCAAAAGAUUGAGAAUGCUUUGGUGGUAUUCUUGAUUUCAAGAGGAAUAACAUCACAGCAGAAACAACAUGGUUUCAACUGGUAAUGGUGAGGAUAUUGUGGGAUGUGAGGAAUCGAGUGUGGGUAAAGCCAAGAGUCACGCACCUCUAAACAUCUCAACAUCACAGAGAGGUCUUAUAAACAAUGAUAACUCGGAGAAAGGGUUUAAUGCCGGCUUCUCCGCUAUCUCUAAAAAGCUAAGGUUUCUGAAAUUUGGUGACUUAGCUUCGCCAUCAGCAAGAUUCCAGCGGAUUGCAGAGGGGAGGGAUGAGGUUUCACGCGCUGUACCUUCGUCGAGCAGCCUCCAUAUACGUGAGCGCUUUCAAAGGAUCUUUUCUCGUAAAAUGGAUUGGAAUAAUCUUGGGAGAAUGGGCAAAGAAUGGAUUAGAGAUCCUAUGAAUUUGGCUCUCUUUAUUUGGAUUGUAUGUGUUGCUGUUUCUGGUGCUAUCCUGUUCAUGGUCAUGAUUGGAAUGUUGAACCAUGCCCUCCCGAAGAAGUCGGAGAGGGAUGCUUGGUUUGAGGUCAAUAAUCAGAUCCUCAAUGCUUUGUUCACUCUCAUGUGUUUAUACCAGCAUCCGAAGCGAAUAUAUCACCUGGCACUACUGCUGAGGUGGAGGCAAGAAGAUAUUCUAAAGCUCCGGAAAGUUUACUGCAAAAACGGUACCUAUAAACCCCAUGAAUGGGCACAUAUGAUGGUGGUUGUAGCGUUGCUGAACUUGAACUGCUUUGCUCAAUAUGCCUUAUGUGGUCUUAACUUGGGAUACAAGAGGUCGGAGCGACCUGCUAUUGGUGUUGGGAUAUGUAUCUCUGUCGCAAUUGGUGCCCCUGCAGUUGCAGGAGUUUACACCAUGCUUAGCCCUCUCGGAAGAGAUUAUGAGACUGAGACGGAUGAGGAGAUGCAGAUUCCAGUCACCGCUGAGGAUACUAGUAGCAGAGACCAAUCUAGGAGACAAUCGUUGGAAAAGAGAUUCUCAUUCGCAAUAAGAGAUGAUGGAAGAACCGUGGAGACUAGACCUAGUUGGAGUGGAGGCAUUCUUGAUUUCUGGGAUGACAUUUCCUUAGCUUACCUUUCACUCUUCUGUAGCUUCUGUGUUUUCGGAUGGAAUAUGGAGAGGCUCGGGUUUGGCAAUAUGUAUGUUCACAUCGCCACCUUUCUUCUAUUCUGUAUGGCUCCCUUUUGGAUUUUCAAUCUGGCUGCUGUCAAUAUUGAUAAUGAGACGGUUAGGGAGGCGUUAGGGAUCACGGGGGUUUUCCUCUGUGUUUUUGGUCUACUCUAUGGUGGCUUUUGGAGAAUUCAGAUGAGGAAGAGAUUCAACUUGCCUCCCUCGAAAUUCUGUUGUGGUAAACCAGCUGUGACCGAUUGCGCCAUGUGGCUUUUCUGCUGUUGGUGCUCGUUGGCGCAGGAGGUAAGAACUGGGAAUGCAUAUGACAUUGUGGAAGACAAGUUUUACAGGAAAAACGCCGAGCAGAUGCCUAUGUCCCCAUUGAAUCGCGAAGGUGGUGAGUUUGAGUUCCGAUCACAUCCCACUUCUCCUUUAGGGAACAGCCCGUCUCCAUCCCGUGUCACAAAGGCCAGCUCGCCUAGUCCCACCCGAUUUUCCAAGGAGUACAACAGCCCCGGGAGGCAGCUCGCAUUGAUUGAAGAAGAAUCUAAUGCAGGAGUUAAGGAUGAAAUGAUGACACCACCGACGCCUUCAGUUAUUCGACGAGAAGAUGUUUAGCUCAGCGCAAGUUUUGGAAUUGUCAGGUAACUCUGUAAUAUCGAUACAUAUGUGUUGUAAUUCUUUUAUUUAGAAAGUAUGGCGAUGUAUUGCUCUGUUUAUUGUGUAGACAUGGUGAGUUUUGCUUGUGAGGUGAGUUUUGCUUGUGAGGCUUGCUUUUUCUUCUGUGUAAAGAUGCAUUUUGAUUUCCUUAUCAUUGAAACUUUUUAUUUCACCAUUUAAACAAAGGUUAUUUAUCGUA